Molecule: messenger RNA, 930 nt
Organism: Diplodia corticola
Lineage: Eukaryota; Fungi; Ascomycota; Dothideomycetes; Botryosphaeriales; Botryosphaeriaceae
Product: oxidoreductase
Exons: 4
Coding region: 1-930 (309 amino acids)
Molecular function (GO): oxidoreductase activity
Source: RefSeq, a predicted model, not a curated record
AUGCCGCAAGAGAAGCCGAUUACCGCCUACCCCAGCGUUGAGCUGCAGGAGCAGAACCAGGAAGGUGGCCCUGGUCUCGACGCCGAGCUCAAGCCCGCCGCCAACUUCACCCAGCUGGAGUUUUGGGGCGACGACGGCAAGCCUUAUCUGAAAGAGUACGAAGGCCGCGGCCUGCUGAAGGACAAGGCUGUUCUGAUCACCGGUGGCGACUCCGGCAUUGGCCGCUCCGUGGCAAUCCUCAUGGCACGGGAGGGUGCUGAUGUCUCCAUUGUCUACCUGCCCGAAGAAGAGAAGGACGCACAAUGGACCAAGGCCCAGAUCGAGAAGGCCGGCAGACGAGCCAACCUCAUGGCCUCGAAUGUGCGCGAAGAGGACGAGUGCAAGAAGGUGGUCGAUGGCCACAUCAAGGCUUUCGGCAAGCUGAAUGUGCUGGUCAAUAACAGCGCAAUGCAGGAGAUCUCCAACGAGUUCCGCGACAUCGACUUGCAAUCAGUGGAGAAAACCUAUCGGACAAACAUCCUCUCCAUUUUUGCCAUGACCAAGUUUGCUCUUCAACACAUGAAGCGCGGCGAUUGCAUCGUCAACUCCAGCUCCGUGGCUGCCUACAUGGGCAACCCUCAGCUUGUCGACUACUCGUCUACCAAGGGCGCCAUCACCACUUUUACGCGUUCUCUGGCCCAACAGCAGGCAAAGCACGGCAUUAGGGUCAACGCCGUCGCACCGGGAAUCAUCUGGACGCCGCUUCAACCAGCCACAAAGGGGAACCCCCCGGAGGUCAUGAAGGGCCUUGGGGUCGGCGAAGCCCCUCUUAACCGGCCAGGUAUGCCAGUCGAGAUUGCCACCGCUUACGUCUUCCUUGCCAGUCCAUACGGAUCUUACUUCACAGGCGAGACUGUUCAUGGCACUGGAGGUUUGGAAGUCCAGGGUUAA